Ciona intestinalis (vase tunicate) is the source of this 3341-nucleotide messenger RNA. RefSeq names its product protein TALPID3. Gene Ontology annotation, biological process: smoothened signaling pathway. The record is from RefSeq and is a predicted model, not a curated record. Gene Ontology annotation, cellular component: ciliary basal body; centriole. NCBI's taxonomy places the organism in Eukaryota, Metazoa, Chordata, Ascidiacea, Phlebobranchia, Cionidae.
AUUUUUAGACAUUUGAUUGUAUUUAAGGAUUUGCAAAAUGCGUAUCCAUAGUUCAGCACACGACUUAGAGAGAGAAAUCGAGAGACAAGAGAUUUCAAAGCAAUUUCCUGGAUCGUUGUCUGAAUAUUUACAACUUCAACCUACUUCAGCAGAAACUGCUUGUUUACCAUUGACGGUAAAGAAAACUGUGAAAACAUCUGAUGGAUAUCUAUUCAGAGCAAAGCUCAAAGAACUUGAGAGAAUUCGUCGAACGCUUGAUGGUAAUAUAUCUGUGGCACAACGUGGGCAAGAAAACAUUUUUUCUGAUAUGUUAAAUACUGAGAAUCAAGAAAGUUCAGAAAACCGCGCAAGAAAAUUGGUAAAUGAGGCCAUUUCUGCUGUGUCACCUGAAAUUAAACAGGAAGUAAUUUUGGAAUUGGAAGCAGAAAAAAAGAAAUCAAAGUUUACUAAUGCCAAGGCUUCAGCAAUGCGAAAACAGGAUACUCACCCACAUUCAUCAGAAAAGAACAAAAAGAUUGCAUUUGGUAAGACUUUAAAAGUUAAAAAUAGUGUGACGACUCAUCCUAUAAAAAAAUCAGAGAAACGUCUAAAAAAAUCAAAUAUAAAAACCACAGAUAAUGAAAUUUAUGAAACCGAACCCGUGGUCACCCAUGUGUACGGAAAAGGUGGUUAUCAUACUCAUAGAUCAACAGUACAUCAACCAUAUUUUCACACUGGUUCACCAUUUAAGCAACCAAAAUUUCGAACAAAGAGAGCAAUUGAGCAUAUUCCUGUUUCAUAUGUUAAAUCUGAAAAAUCACAAACUGUGAGCUGUAAUACCCAGCAAAUACCAAGUUAUUACUUCAAUCCAUCCUCUCCUGUUAGUCCACUAAAAAUAAAAACACAAUCCACCCCUGGAAAUCUUUUACCAUUAGCUGUUGCACUUGGACCACCAAAAAUUAUUGAAAACUCACCAGUACCUGUUAUAGUGCCAAUAAACAAUGAAGUGGAUAGCCCACCAAAACCAGUGGUUAUAAAACUUUCAGAAAAACCAUCACCUACACCAGUAGCUAACAUAGAGAUAUCAAAGAAUAUUGACACGUCAGUUUCGUAUGAUAGCAGCAUUGUUAAAACAGAAGAUGAUGAUCAACAUGAUUUAACUCCAGUUCAACUUGAUGGUUCAAAGAAAAAAGAAAACAAAGGUGAAAAGUUGCCACUUUUGGUUACUAGCACACAACCUGUUAUGCCUUCUGCCAAUUUAGCUGAGAGAAUAUCUCAAGAAGAGGCUGAAAAUUAUACAAAACAUUGGGUGGAACAAGAAAUAAUGGCAAGAAUUUUACACGAACUAUAUAAGCCCAAACCACAAGGUACUGAAGCUUCCUUUUGUGAAAAUUUUCUGGAUAAACCUAUUAAAUAUUUGGUUGACCCAGGUAGAGAGAUAGACAGACCCUUAUUACAAAAUCUGAUAGAAGAAGAAAUACGCGAUAUGAUUAGGACUAUGACAACCAAGAAGGAACCUUCUUCUGAACAAGCAAUAUCUCAAAAUGAAUCUGUUGACCAAACUCCAACCCAACCAAGAAUCCCAGUAGUUCCUGUGACACCCGCCCCCUCACCUCCUCACUCACCGCUUCCUCAUCAUCAUUCACCAAAUACACAUGAACACAUGUCACCAAUGAAAGCAAUGAUUAUUCACACUCCAUCUAUAACUCCUGAGGCUUCAAUGAGUGAAUCAAUACAUGAGGUACCACAGUCUCCUGUUUCAGUUCCAUCAUCAGAAAGUAUAGUUGAAGAAGAAAUGCCAAAGAUUAACAUUGUUUCCACACCUGAUGUUACACCUCCGCCUACUCCCUGUGUGGAGUAUGAACCAGUACUUAGGCAAUCUGUUAGUGAGGCUUCCGAACCAAUCGAACCAAUACAACUUGAUAACUGGAAUGGGGUAGUCCUCCCACUUCCUGAAGAUACAAAUUUUGAGGAGAAAAAAAUGUUCAAACCACUGAAACCAAGUUCAUAUGAACCAGAUUUAGAAGAGCUUGUGGUGCGUACAUUGACUCCAGUUCCCAUCGAAAAAUCUGUAAUUAUCUCAGAGUCAGAUGAGUCAGUCAGUAGUGAUGAAAGUAAUAUACAUCAUGCAGAUGCCACAAUAUCUGAAGGACAACUGCUUAUCAGCCACGGUGAAAUGCGACCAAGGAAAAGGCCAAUAAAGGCCCCAGAAAAAAUUAAGAACUUUAUUGAACUAGGUCUGUGCGAUAGUAUGGAAAGUACAUUGAAAGACACACCUCAAAUUAACAUUGAAAGCGAUGCUGAUGAAAUAAGUGAAGGACAAUACAACCCAAUGGAGAGGCAACGCAAGUCAUUUUGGCCAUAUGCUAAGGUUGAAAAGAAGCAUGAGAUGUCAGUUUAUGAAUAUGAAUCGCCCAAGAAAGCUACAAGAUCAAAAUACCCAUACAAAGAAGAUGAUGUUAGUAUUGGGGAGGUUUCUAUUGGAAACUCAAGAAAAGAGAAAUUUCGGCAAUGGAAGGAGGCUCGUUCACCGAAAGUUCAUGAUUCAAGGGAAAAUAACAGUAUAUCAGAAAGAACAGACCUUCAAAUUGAAGACCUUGAUCCAGGUCAUGAAUCAUUCUCUGAAAUGCAACACACAGCUAACAAUGUUAUUAUGGUUGCACCACUGGGGACAAACAAUAAAGAACAAAAUGAAAGAUUGCCGGUUCCUUCUAAGGAUUUUCAUGAUGCAAUAGAUGAUGUAGGUGCUGCUACCUUGACAACUACGAUGCUGUCAGAAUCAACAAUAGUUAAAGAUUCAUUAGAAGCAUCACAAGAAAAAAGAGAAAAAACUGAACUAAAGAAACAAAGCAGAAUGCUCUUAACUAUCCCAUCUGCUGUUAAUUCAACAGAGAUUGAUAGUGACAUUGAAACUGAUGACUUGUCUGUGCAUGAAUUCGACUUUUAGGUAUAUGAUUGACAUGUUCACAUUUCACAUGUAACGCUGAUGUAAUGUAUAUAAAAUAAGAUUUAUUAAAUCCUUAGUUAUAUUUAUGUAUAUUUUUUUGUUUUGUUUCAUUUAAAAUAUUUAUUAAAGUGGUUAAACUAUUUUUUUUUAUAUAAUUAGCUGAGUAAAUCACUUUAUACCAUAUCAAUUUUAUAAUAAUAACGUGCCUCUAUCAUUAGAAUAAAUAUAUAAAACAACCUAAAGAACUAUGCUGUGAGGUAGCUUAUUUGUAAUUCCACAAGUUGCUAGGUGUCGCUGAUGCGUGCGAGCCUCCGACGAAACGCCACCGCACCAGUCUGUUCUUGCCAUUUGCCCUGUGUUACCAAAUCUGGAUGAGUGUGCACAUUCGCCAAAAUAAACGUUGGACAGACUAACA